Messenger RNA from Trichosurus vulpecula (common brushtail), 1659 nucleotides. RefSeq names its product CDC42 effector protein 2 (gene CDC42EP2). The transcript is spliced from 2 exons. The record is from RefSeq and is a predicted model, not a curated record. Bases 418 to 1071 code for a protein of 217 amino acids. Lineage: Eukaryota; Metazoa; Chordata; Mammalia; Diprotodontia; Phalangeridae.
CUGCUGAGGAUCUUCCCUGCGGUCGCCGCCCGUGCUACGCCGAUCCGGACCUGGACCGGGGCUACCCAGCUUGGCUGAGAGCACCUCACCAAUGUGCCAACUUCCAGCCCUGUGGAUCCAGGAGGAACGGUCAUCUGCCCAUUGAGGGAGCCAGGCAGGGGACACCGGUGGGGAAGGACACUGGCUGCUGCUCUGCCCCUCAGCCCUUUUUUGAAAAGAUUUUUAACUUUUCCUCAUCUUGCUGACUUCUUGAUCAACUUUGGUUCAGGUUGGCACUUGCCCCUUUUUGGUCCAGCUCCCAUUGGUGGAUCUACAAGAGGUGGGGAGGCUUGAGGGCACCCACUCUCCAGUAGAAAUCUAGCGUGUUGUGGGAGCCAGUCCUUCCUCUCCUGGGCCUUUUGUGGAUGGUAUGGUGAUAUGUCCACCAAGGUGCCCAUCUACCUGAAGCGGGGCAACCGCAAAGGGAAGAAGGAGAAGCUGCGGGACCUACUGUCAUCAGACAUGAUUAGCCCACCUCUGGGCGACUUCCGUCACACCAUCCACAUUGGCAACGGUGGCGAGGGUGACAUGUUUGGUGACAUCUCCUUCCUACAGGGCAAGUUCCACCUGCUACCGGGCACAAUGGGUGAGGGGCCUGAGGAGGAGGAAGAUGGCACCUUCAACAUCCCGUUCCCAUUUGCCCGGACCACUACAGUCUGUGGGCGGGAGCCCCGGGGCCUCUCUGACGGGCAUUCUCCUCUCCUCAAGAAUGCCAUCUCCCUCCCAGUCAUUGGUGGGCCCCAGGCCCUCACCCUGCCCUCAGCUCAAGCUCCACCCAAGCCACCCCGCCUGCACCUGGAGACAUCACUGCCAACCCCCCAGGAGAAGGAGGGCUUGGAGGUCUGGAGGACUCCAGAGACUGACUCUCCCCGAAAUGGCUUCAUGCCUGAGCAAGGAACCGAGGAACCAUUCCUGUCCCAAGCCAGCUCCCUCCUUUCCCUCCAUGUGGACCUGGGACCUUCUAUACUGGACGACGUCCUACAGAUCAUGGACCAGAACCAAGACCUAGACAGAGUGGAGAUCCCCACAUAAAAUCCCCUGGUUAUGGGGUAGGGCAGCAUGGUGGCAUUAGGCUUGUGGGGAGCCCAGGGGGGCAAGAUCCAGUCGAGGAUCCAAGCCCUUACUUCUGUGAUUGUAGGGCGUAUCAUUCACUCUUGUACCUCAGCUUCCCCCCAUCUCGUCCCAUGGGAAGAAUGAAGUUUUGAGAGAGACCAGCAGAAAAGCUCUUUGCACUCCUUGGGACAAACAGGUGCCAGGAAAGCAGCCCAUCCUUGCCGAGACUGCCUCUGCUCUGUUUUCAGAUACCCCAGCUGGCAGACUUUUCAUAGUUGGGGGAGGGAGGCAGGGGGGAGGAAAUGACCUAGUUCUUCCUUCCCUCUGCCAGGGCAAGGAUGACCAGGAGAUGUUAACUUGCAUGAGCUGCAGGAUGGGGAAGUCUCAAGGAAGGACUGCAGGAAUCCACCCAAUCCUGGGUGGGGGUGGGGGAUACCCACACUCUAGACUUAGGUUACCCUCUGGGGAGGGCCUUGCAGGCAAUGUGGGUGUGAUGUCAGCCCCUUCCCCUUCCCCCCUGUCCUGACUUGCAGUGAGCUGUGAUUGCAAUAAACCAUGCUGGAUUGA